Molecule: messenger RNA, 1602 nt
Organism: Lodderomyces margitis
Lineage: Eukaryota; Fungi; Ascomycota; Pichiomycetes; Serinales; Debaryomycetaceae
Gene: PPT1
Product: protein serine/threonine phosphatase
Exons: 1
Coding region: 1-1602 (533 amino acids)
Cellular component (GO): nucleus; cytosol
Molecular function (GO): protein serine/threonine phosphatase activity; protein binding
Source: RefSeq, a predicted model, not a curated record
AUGUCUCAGAAUAAGGAAGAGGCCAUCAAGGUCAAAGAUGAAGGGAAUCAGUACUUGAAAGAACACAAGUUUGACGAGGCCAUAAGCCUGUACACCAAAGCCAUUGAGCUUGACCCCACUAAUGCCGUGUUUUACUCCAAUCGAGCUCAAGUUAAUAUAAAGAUGGAAAAUUACGGUUUAGCUAUUCAGGAUUGUGACUCAGCACUUGCAGUAAACCCCAACUUCCUCAAAGCGUAUUAUAGGAAAGGUGUUGCUCAAAUGGCGAUAUUGCAACACAAGAAGGCGCAACAGAAUUUUCAAAUUAUAUUGAAGAAAUUACCCAAUGAUGCCUUGACUUUGGAAAAUUACAAACAAUGUACCAAUUACUUGAAAAGACAAGCUUUUGAAAAAGCCAUUGCUGGAGAAGACCACGUUUCCAUUUUAAACACCAUUGAUUACGAGGGAAUCCAGGUGGAGAAGACAUGGGAAGGGCCUGGUUUGCAAAUUAGCACCACUAAAUCUAAGGACGUGAACAACAAGGAGCAAGUGGUGGUGAAUAUUGAAGGAUUGGAUGAAGACUAUCUCAAGUAUAUGAUUCAAUUAUUCAAAAAGGGAGGCAAGUUGCCCAAAAAACACGUCUUUGCCAUUAUUUCCAAAGUCAAUGAAAUAUUGAGACAAGAGCAAACGAUGACGGAAAUUUCCAUCAAGCAUUCGAAGUUGAAGGCUCCUGAGAACAAGGACGAAAUUACUGGAGGACUGAAGUUAACUGUUGUUGGAGAUACACAUGGUCAAUUUUAUGAUGUAUUGAAUUUAUUCAAGAAAUUCGGUUACGUUUCCAAGGAUCAUGUUUACUUAUUCAAUGGUGACUUUGUUGAUCGUGGAUCUUGGUCUUGUGAAGUGGCAUUAUACUUGUAUGUGUUGAAGAUUCUUUUCCCUCAAUCUAUUUUCCUCAAUCGUGGUAAUCAUGAAACUAGCGAUAUGAACAAGACGUAUGGGUUCACUGAUGAAUGUGAAGCCAAGUAUUCGAAAAAGAUUUUUGAUGCAUUUAGUGAAUCUUUUGGUGCAUUGCCAUUGGCGACCUUGAUUAACCGAGAAUACUUGUGUAUGCACGGAGGAUUGUUUUCUGACGAUAAGGUGACAUUGCAAGAUAUCAAAUCAUUGAACCGGUUCCCCAAGAAUGGAUCAACGCAACCACCUAAGGAAGGAGUUGCUAUGGAGUUAUUAUGGACCGACCCACAAGAAGAAAAUGGAAGGUCGCCUUCGAAACGUGGAAUUGGAAUGCAAUUUGGACCUGAUAUAACUGAAAGGUUCUGUCUUUCAAACAAGGUACGAAAAAUUUUACGAUCACAUGAAGUUAGGAUGAGCGGUGUUGAAGAAGAACAAAAGGGAAGAUUGAUUACGGUGUUUAGUGCCCCCGAUUACUGUGAUUCUACUGGUAAUUUGGGUGGUGUUGUUCAUUUCACUGAAAAUGAUGGUUAUGAUCCAGAAAAGGAUGAUGGUGAAGGAUAUAGGAAAGUUGACGAUGAUAAUUGUCCUUGGACCUUGACUCAAGAAACAUUUAAAGCUAGUCCGCACCCUGAUAUCAAACCAAUGGCCUAUUCUAAAGGUGGAUUUGGGUUCUAG